Molecule: messenger RNA, 1532 nt
Organism: Hemicordylus capensis (graceful crag lizard)
Lineage: Eukaryota; Metazoa; Chordata; Lepidosauria; Squamata; Cordylidae
Gene: TINF2
Product: TERF1 interacting nuclear factor 2
Exons: 10
Coding region: 286-1311 (341 amino acids)
Biological process (GO): regulation of telomere maintenance via telomere lengthening; telomere capping
Cellular component (GO): shelterin complex
Molecular function (GO): telomeric repeat DNA binding
Source: RefSeq, a predicted model, not a curated record
GAACUUCCAAAGUGAAGCCGCGUUUACCGCAGGUUUCGGUUAGGCGCCGCCGGAAGUGACUUCUGGGCCGCGUUGAUGUCACGCGCGUCUCUCUAGGAACACACCGGAAGCGGUGCCGUGCCUAAAAACCAAAAAUGCCCACACGGCGGCAACGGGCGUCGAGUCUAGCCUAGGAACAGAAAACUCAAGUCAGGAUCAUGGCGCUUUCUCCAAAACGGAGAUCCUAAAUCCGGGGAAGAAGGCGAAUGUCUAAGCGGAAGUGACACGACAGGAAAAGGGGCCGCCAUGGCAGCUGUGCUGGAGAAUGGGGAGGAGGAGGAGGAAGAAGGAGUCCUGGCAGCAGCAGCCCCGGAUCCCUGCGUCGCUCUGCGGCUGGUGGCCGCCGCAGCCUGGCACGUGGUCCAGGAGCGCCGGAUCCGUGACUUCCCCCGUGUGCUGGCACUGCUGGACGCGGUGGGGGAAGUGGCUCCCAACCUGGUGCACUACCGGCACCUCGCUAAGCUGCGCCUGGGCCUGCAGGCCAAGGUGGUCAUGAACAUGCUUCAGGAGGAACAGCCAGAUGGGAAAAUCUACAGUGCCAUAGAUACAUACUUCCCAGAGGAUGAGCCUCCAUCCCACCCCAAAGCUACUGCUCAGGACUUGGAAUUGGUGGAAGCCGCUCAGGAAAACUUCCGGGAUCUGGUGCUGGGAUUGCUGAGUGACCACAGGCAGCGAGAGAAGUAUGUGCAGGAACACCUGGAAAAUGAUUAUGGAGAAGCUUUCCUUCGUGUGGUGGAAGAACUGUUCUGUGAUUACUUGUGGCAACUGGAGAGCACUCUUCCGAAGCCCUGCUUCCAGCAGCUGCUGGAGGCUGCCUGCGUCCAGGAUCCCAGCCAGCCUUCCCCAGACCCCAACAUCCUCCACCAGUACCUCACAGACAUGGGGUACCAGAACACUGCUUCUCCUGCACAUCCGCCCCCUCCCAGCCAGAUGAGCCCCCCAUUCCACAGUGAGGAGGAGGAAGAGGAGGGGCCUAGGACCCCGGAGCCUUGUCAAUGCCAAUCAAGCCCAGGCAGGGGCAGAAGAGAGAGGAGCCACCCGCCCUGUGCCCAGGAAGUGGAUUCCCAGAGGAACCAUUCAGGCCUCCAGCUGCCGGGCGACCAGGAAGUGGACCAAUCUGGAGACAUGGUGUCGGAUUCCAGCAGUGGGAGUGGCAGCCCGCCUUUCAGGAAGCAGGGUGAAUACCAGUGCACCCACCACAACACCCUCAUCCCCACACUCCAGGAGUACUUCCAGAGCAGCAACCCUAGUGGCGGCAGCAGCAGUGGGUGACUGUUCCCUCCUCACACCAGGAGGAGCCCACCCCCAGACCCAUGCCCUCCUCUUUCUCCCAACCCCAGGGUGCUGGCUUUUCAGACUCAGUGACUUCCCUCAAGGUGUGAUGGCCGUUGCCUUGAUCUUCUGAAUACAAACACAGACAUUCUGAGUGCCAAACUUCACUUUAUAGCUUUAUUUUGGGUUCAGUAAACAGUGUAAAAAUUUCCAUUUCAUUA